Molecule: messenger RNA, 4387 nt
Organism: Lytechinus pictus (painted urchin)
Lineage: Eukaryota; Metazoa; Echinodermata; Echinoidea; Temnopleuroida; Toxopneustidae
Product: leishmanolysin-like peptidase
Exons: 17
Coding region: 253-2355 (700 amino acids)
Biological process (GO): cell adhesion; proteolysis
Cellular component (GO): extracellular region; cytoplasm; membrane
Molecular function (GO): peptidase inhibitor activity; metalloendopeptidase activity
Source: RefSeq, a predicted model, not a curated record
AACCCUAAUGGGGUAAUCAACAGGGGUGCACUCGUGACAAGGCUAGCGCCCAACACCAAACUUGCGGUCGAUCCAUCCCGCGAUGAUCCAUAUCCAUCCUGCCGGCGCAGCCCGGCGCGGCCGGUUCAGUUCUACGUACGUACGUACGUGUACGCGACAUCGACAGCGACACAGGGUUAGCUUUCACACCCGUACCCGAACUGGCCGGAAGUGGGUGUAAUUUAAUGUCUACUAUUAGCAGCAUUUAAUGCAAUGGAGAGGCUUUCAGCUUGUGUUUUCAUCGGUCUAUUGAGCUGUAUGUUGAUCGAAAGUCAUGUUUGUGUCCACAAACCACCGCAGCAAAACCAGGUAAAAUAUGGAGUUCAUCUUCCCCGGUCAAGUCAUCGAGGUGAAAGGAGUACAACCCAUAAACUCAGUGUUCAUGUGGAAUAUGACAUUUCAAUUGAUGCACUUUCAAUCAGAGAAUCAUCAUUAAUUAAGAGACUUUUGCCGGAAGCCCUAGAUUUUUUGUCAAACCUGCUAAGUGUAAAACAGAGUCUUUCAACAGUUCUACUCAACAGACAAUGUGCUGGAGAACAUUAUAUCAAGAAAGCUGAUGGUCAUGAAUACUGUAUCGGAGGAUGUGAUGAUUAUACAAUGUGUGGACCUGUUACAAUACCUCAUCAACAUUUACAGAUAUGUUAUGCAUGUAAUGCAGACCAGACAGUGUGUGGUCCGGUUGGUAACACCAGUGCAGCAGGUGUAGGAAUCAGUUAUACAGAUUUCAUUCUUUAUGUGAGUGCAGUGGCAACGUAUGACUGUGAAGGAGCUGAUAUGAGUGCUCAUGCUUCCUACUGCCAGCUAGAGGCUGAAAUGGACAGACCUAUUGCUGGAUAUAUCAAUCUUUGUCCUCAUCAUUUGGCCACAGAGCUGUCUAAACACUACACUCUACUUACUACCAUUCAGCAUGAAAUAAUCCAUGCACUGGGUUUCUCUGCUGCUCUCUAUGCAUUCUAUAGAGAUGAGAACGGUCGACCUUUGACACCACGCAUGCCAUCAGGUCUCCCAGAAUUCAAUGCAACACUGGGUUUGUAUCAGUGGAGUGAGAAUGUGAUCCGCUCGGUGACUAGAACAGACUGGGAUGUCGGCCAAGGACAGAUAGAUUAUACUGUCAAGAUGCUUGUCACCAGGAAAGUUGUGGAGGAAGCAAGAGCCCACUUUCAGUGUCCAUCAUUGGAAGGUAUAGAAGUUGAAAAUCAUGGUGGUACAGGAACAGAGAUCACACAUUUUGAGAAGAGAUUACUAGCAAAUGAAGCUAUGACUGGAACCCACACCCAUGAGAGGAUCUUCUCCAGGUUAACCUUAGCAGUAAUGGAGGAUACAGGAUGGUAUGUACCAAACUAUGAUCGAGCAGAUCCACUCCAUUGGGGUCAAAAUCAAGGGUGUGGCUUUGCCAAGAAAAGUUGCAAAUACUGGAUGGAUACAAGAGUAAACAGAGGCGAAUCUAUCAAACCAUACUGCAAUAUAAUGUCUCAGGAACCUUUUAGUCUAACAUGUGAUGUAGGGAGAGCUGCUGUAGCUCUGUGCAAUCUUCAUGAAUAUUCUAGUGAUUUACCCAUAGAAUACCAGUACUUUACAUCUUUACCUGGUGUGAAUUCAUCUAGUCUGAGUAGAUUUGGAGGAUCAUCAGUUUUUGCAGAUUUCUGUCCAUUUUACCAGCAAUUUACCUAUCAGAUGGGAGAUGGGACAACACUUACAGGCACAGUCUGUAGAGACCCUUUAAAUCAUCCAGGUAUGACAUCUAAUCUAGCAGCAGAGAACUAUGGUCAAGGAUCAUUGUGCAUAGAAUCUGUGUCAGCAUGGAAACGGCAGCAGUGUCGGACCACCCAAACACAAAAAUCAACCGGCGCUGGUUGCUAUCAGGUAGUAUGUGAUAAUAGAGGAUUAACCAUUGUAGUGGAAGGAAUGAACUUCAUCUGUACCUCUCCGGGACAAAUCCUUAAUAUUGGAGUAGCAUCAAAUCAAUAUCUUCACACUGGUCAGUUAAUAUGUCCAGCGUGUGAAGAAAUAUGUCCAUCGUGUCCCUCGACGGCAGCCAUCUUAGAGCCGACACAAGGAUUGCCAGGCGAUGUUGGCGAGUGCCCAAGGUUACCACCUGAUGCAGUAGGCCAUUGUGCAUUGUACUGUGAGUCUGAUAGAGAUUGUGGGAGAGGGGAAAAAUGUUGUUCCAAUGGAUGUGGGCGUGUCUGUCAAAAGGUUGUCUUCCAAUACCAGAAAGCUCCUGAGAUACCAUGCAGUUCCAGUGAAACAGUAUUGGCUCCUACAUUAGGCUUAUAUCUUGCACAAUGGCUGUUGAUGAAGUUGGCCUGUUUAUAGCAUCCAUGUGAGAUAUCCAAACAUUCCCAUAGUUAGAAAACGCCUUUGUCCACCGCAUACGCCCUGAAGCCACAAGUCAUAUUGAAAUAUUACAAUAAAGACAGUUAUGAUAAAGACAGAAUGCUGAUUAAUAAGAUCUAUUAAAGAUUAUGUCAUAUCUGGCAACCCAUAGUAAGAUUACUGCUGACAAUUCAUAGGAAGACUACUGCUGACAAUUCAUAGGAAGAUUACUGCUGUAAACAAUGUUUAGCAUACCAAAAAUUUGAAAUAUGACCCUUUAUGUCUGAUUGCUGCAAAACUUUUUUUUAUUUGGUAAAUAUUAUUGUAUUCGACAUAUUUAAUUAAGUAAUAUGAUCCAAUGUAAUGGACAGGCAAUUUUUUUAUCAUGAAUGACCAACAGAAUCAAAUGGACACAAUGUUAUUUAUCAUGAUCACUACUUAAUGAAUGGUGUUUUUAUCUAUUUAAAAAAAUGUUAAUUAUUUGCUGACAAUUAUUCCACAUAUUUUUGUUGAUGUUUUUUUGUUCAUAACCAUUUCAAUAUUUUUUAUGUUAAAAACUUUCAUAUUUUAAUGUCACUGUGAUCACUGUUAUGAUGUACAUAUGAACAAUGUUGUUUAACCUUGGACAUGAGUUUGAAAAAAAACUACUUGAAAAUGAAUAUGACAAUAAAGUGAUUUUAUAUUUGACUUAAGGGGAUAGAUUCUGAAAAAGAUGUACUCAAAAUCUCGUAAGACCCAUGAAGCAUUUCCAUUUAUUAUUAUACAAGUGAUGAAUGUUUAUGAGUGCAAUGGACAGAAUACUUAACGAGGUGAAAGAUGAAAUGGAUCAUUCAUUUAAUCUUUCACUGAAUAAAGUAUUCUGUCCAUUGCACGAAUGAAAAGAAAUUCAUUAUUUGGUUUAUAUGACAUCUAAAAAAAUAGAUUCUUUUUCAUAUAAAAUUUAAAUUUCGAUGCAAAAUAUGCUCAUUCAGUGCGAGCUCGUUCUGUUGAUUAUCGAGUACAUACAACAUGCAUGCUGCAAACACCAGUGGUUUUACUUAAUUGUGAUGCCUGCAGUCUCGUUGCACGCGUGCAAUGGACAAAAUUGCACGAUGAAUGGAUCCAAAAUUGCAUGGUUGAUGGCGUCAUCGUAAAAUAGGCUGAAUGAUUAAUAUCAAACAACCAAUCAAAUGACAAGGGUUUAUGUAGGUGUCAUACAAUUUGUUUUAUUGAUCCAAAAUGCUAAAUGCACUCCACUGAUUUAUAUUCUAGUUGCCAUAUAUGGGUCCAUGGAUGAAUAAUGCUUGCGGUGAACAAAACAUGUGGGAUUGUUCACUUGAAUAGUUUGUUAUUCAGAAAAUUAGACUUCAGUGCCUUGAAACAAAGUCAUGAUGCACUCAAAAUUAUCAUUCUUGUGUACUCUUGAGUGAACAUUCAGCCAUAUGUUCUCACUUGAAUCAGUUGUUUCAAUUAAACCAUAAUUUAUUUACUAUAAUAACAAAAAAAAUUAUCUUAUUAUUUUUUUAAUACAAAUUUGCAGGUUUAUAAGUCCUAAAAUGCAAAACUAAUUAUAAAAGUCAAAUUUUGUUGAAAUAAUGUGGAAUUAUUUCAUUCCCUGGAAUAAAAAAAAAACCACAAGGAGGGUGAAAGGAGAUGAAAUUUUAUGUCAAGGUGAAUUUGACCAUAUCAACCACAUUUCACAAGAAUAUUGUUCCUUUAACACUGCUAAACCUACUCUGAUACCUUAUUAACCCUAUAGCACCUACAGAUUCCUAUGCAUAAUGGCAAUUACUCACUGGAGGAAACAAUAAAACUGGUAAUAAGUAGGCAUUGUUCCAAACAAAUUGAAAUAUUUUUUUAUAAAUUUACUUUUGUUCAUUACAAGUUAUAUUUAUUUUGUAGCAUAGAACCUGUUGAAUAGAAUGGUACAUGGCAAAGUUCAAUCAGAUGUACGAAUAUUGACCUUUGACAAUCGUUUGCAGAGCGAGAAGAAAAAAAAAAAAAAAGUUCGGGAUUCAGCCGCCCCAGUCCCACGCCUUCAAAAAAAUGUAAA